Molecule: messenger RNA, 1403 nt
Organism: Rhinolophus ferrumequinum (greater horseshoe bat)
Lineage: Eukaryota; Metazoa; Chordata; Mammalia; Chiroptera; Rhinolophidae
Product: serine/arginine-rich splicing factor 3-like
Exons: 1
Biological process (GO): mRNA splicing, via spliceosome
Cellular component (GO): nuclear speck
Molecular function (GO): RNA binding
Source: RefSeq, a predicted model, not a curated record
UUAAGGCCAUUUCGUGGACGCCGGAUCUGUGAGAGUGCUUGUGAAGCUGGGCGGAGGGGAACGGAAGAGCCGUCCGUGGGUGUGUGGAUUUGAGCCUCCGUAUUUCUAACCCAAGAUUUCGAAAUGCAUCGUGAUUCCUGUCCAUUGGAUUGUAAAGUUUAUGUAGGUAAUCUUGGAAACAACGGUAACAAGACUGAAUUGGAACGAGCUUUUGGCUAUUAUGGACCACUCUGAAGUGUGUGGGUUGCUAGAAACCCUCCCGGCUUUGCUUUUGUUGAAUUUGAAGAUCCCCGAGAUGCAGCCGAUGCUGUCCGAGAGCUAGAUGGGAGACCAUUAUGUGGCUGCCGAGUAAGAGUGGAACUGUCGAAUGGUGAAAAGAGAAGUCGAAAUCGUGGUCCACCUCCCUCGUGGGGUCGUCGCCCUCGAGAUGAUUAUCGGAGAAGGAGUCCUCCACCUCGCCGCAGAUCUCCAAGACGGAGAAGCUUCUCCCGCAGUCGGAGCAGGUCCCUUUCUAGAGAUAGGAGAAGAGAGAGAUCACUGUCUCGGGAGAGAAAUCACAAGCCGUCCCGAUCCUUCUCUAGGUCUCCUAGCCGAUCUAGGUCAAAUGAGAGGAAACAGAAGACCAGUUUGCAAGAGGAGUGGUGUACAGGAAAUGACUUCAUUUGACAGGAGUAUGUACAGAAAAUUCAAGUUUUGUUUGAGACUUCAUAAGCUUGGUGCAUUUUUAAGAUGUUUUAGCUGUUCACAUUUGUUUAUCUUGGAACAGUGACACAUAAAAAUGUAAUUCUCUAUGGUUUGAAAUGAAUCAUAUGAGGCAUGUAAUAUCAAGAAUUGUUACUUUACAAUGUUCCCUUAAGCAAAAUCGAAUUUGCUUUUAACUUUUUAGUCUUGCAGAGACUGAUAGAUAAUAAACCUCUCCUGCCCAUCUAAAGUGUGAUGUUUAAUAUUACGGAAACUGGCAAAAAUUGAACCUAAGAUCUUCCAGAGCUGGGAUAUAAUAUGCAGCUGCAGUUGAACAUACAGUCUUCAAAAGCUGCUGUGAGCACAAGCCAGGUAAAAAUUAAAGCUGCGUCAUUACAACUAGAUUUAGAGGUUAAAAAAAAAGUCCAACUAGUCUUCACACUGGGCAGAGGUUGUCCAGUUGGUGUAGAAUCAAAGAAGUUUCAAGAAAGUUAGUUUACCUUGCCUUUAGGUCAUAAGUUUCUUCUGUGAUUGCAGUAUAUGAAUACAUAGCUCUUUGUAACAUUCUUCAUUUGGAAAUUUGAGACUAUCCAAGAUACCAGUGUCAUGCCAGUUUAAGGGUACAUUGUAGAGCUGAACUUUGAGUUACUGUGCAAAAUUUUUUUUCAUGCUGUCAUUUGUAAUAUGUUUUGUGAGAAUCCUUGGGAUUAAAGUUUUGGUUA